UUUCCAUAGCCGCCUAAAGCAACAUUGUCGAAAUUGUGAAUCUAGAGAAGGCAUCGGUGACUCCCAACUACCAAUUGCUCCGGUUCGAAUUGUCGACUUGGCAAGGAGUCUCGUUGCGCAGCGAAAACGGGAGCCGAGUAGCCGCAGAAACUACAGCUGCCUAACGACUCGCCUCCAGUCCUCGUCCCAGUUGCGACACAAAAGUCACACGAAAGAUGGGCUCCGACGAAGAGCACCGUGGCCAGCGGUCACGACGCAGCCGCCGCGACGACCAAGACGAAGAUGAACGGCCCCGUCGAGAACGAGACACCGCAGAUCGCGAUAACCACCGCCGCAGAUGCAGCAAAGACCGCAGCGACACCCAUCGCGACCAUCGCGAUCGCGGCUCAGACAGACCACCGCGCAAGGAACGAAGAAGAUCCAGAUCACGCGACAGACGCGAGACGUCCCGCCGCUCGCGCUCGCCAGACCCUUCUGCGCGGAAACGCUCCCGCUCACGAGACCGCGAUCGCGGCGAUCGCGACAGACACAGGCGGAGGCGAUCCCCUCGUGACGACGACCGCAGCAGCAGAGACAAAGACUCCCGUCGCCGGCGACACCGCGACCGCAGUCCAACCUCCGACUCGGACGACAACUCCAAACCCCCAGAGCGCAAACGCCUCACGGCACCCACAAGCCCCAUCCGCCGCUCGGGGCCCCUCCCGGAUCAAGACGCCUCCUUCGCCGUCUCCAAAGGCGAAGAACCCGAAAAACCAAAAGAAAAACCCAACCUCCGCACAACGGGCCUCCUCGCAGCGGCCUCCAACUCGGUCCAACAAGCCGACGGCACCUCCAUCGCGCUAAAAUACCACGAACCCGCCGAGGCGCGCAAGCCGCCCGCGCGCGACCAGUGGAAGCUCUUCGUCUUCAAGGGGGACGACGUGGUCGACACGGUGGACCUGAACCUGCGGAGCUGCUGGCUGAUGGGCCGCGAGGCGGCCGUGGUGGAUUUCGCGGCCGAGCACCCCAGCAUCAGCAAGCAGCACGCCGUGAUCCAGUUCCGGCACGUGGAGAAGCGGAACGAGUUCGGGGACCGGAUCGGGAAAGUGAAGCCGUACCUGAUUGAUCUCGAGAGCGCCAACGGGACGGUGUUGAAUGGGGACAAGGUUGCCGAGAGUCGGUAUUAUGAGCUGAGGGACAAGGAUGUGAUUAAGCUGGGGCAUAGUACGCGGGAGUACGUGCUCAUGCUGGCGCCGAAGGACUAGAGUCCCGAAAAUGGAGAUUGGCUGUAGCCGUGGGACGGCUUGGGAUAUUCUUUUUGGACGGCAGGGUUCAGAUGCUGUAGGAGUAUGGCUUAUCGUCAACAGAGAUGUAAAUCACCAAUUUCAAGUCACAUGAAGAGAUGAAGCAUCUGGGCGCCACAAUUUUCCUUUAAUCGUACUCUAC
Colletotrichum scovillei is the source of this 1425-nucleotide messenger RNA. Its product is annotated as FHA domain-containing protein. Gene Ontology annotation, biological process: mRNA splicing, via spliceosome; maintenance of RNA location. The record is from RefSeq and is a predicted model, not a curated record. Gene Ontology annotation, cellular component: nucleus. The transcript has a single exon. Gene Ontology annotation, molecular function: mRNA binding; protein binding. Bases 216 to 1244 code for a protein of 342 amino acids. NCBI's taxonomy places the organism in Eukaryota, Fungi, Ascomycota, Sordariomycetes, Glomerellales, Glomerellaceae.